GAUGUCGGAUAACGCGGUGUGGCGCGCGGUGAAGCCGUACAUGAACGGUGGUUUGUCCGGCAUGGGCGCCACGUGCGUGAUUCAGCCGUUAGACAUCAUCAAGGUUCGAUUGCAACUCGGGUCGACGGGGGGACCGAUCGGGACGGCGGCGGCGAUCGUGAAGAACGAAGGCUUCGGCGCGCUGUACACCGGAUUGUCCGCGGGCUUGCUGAGACAGGCGACGUACACGACGGCGCGAUUGGGGUUGCACUCGCAAUUCGUCAACGCGCUGAAGGAAUCGAAUAAGGGUGAGAACUUGUCGCUGGCGCAAAAGGCGGGCGCGGGGCUGGCGGCGGGCGGUUUGGGCGCCAUCGUCGGUUCGCCGGCGGAUUUGUCGCUCAUUCGCAUGCAAGCGGACGGUACGUUGCCGCCGGAUCAGCGUCGCAACUAUAAAGGCGUCGCGCACGCUUUGGUGGACAUCGUGAAGAAGGAUGGUGUCGGCGGAUUAUUCACCGGCGCCGGGACGACGAGCAUUCGCGCGAUGGCGUUGAACAUGGGCAUGCUCGCGUCGAACGACCAAGCCAAGGAAAUGAUGGCGGCGAACCAGAUCACCGGUUUCCCGGCCACGCUCGGCGCGGCCUCUAUCGCCGGUUUCUUCGCCUCCUUCUUCUCUUUGCCGUUCGAUUACGUCAAGACGCAAUUGCAAAAGCAAAAGCCGAACCCGGAUGGCACGAUGCCGUUCAAAGGCUUCAUGGACUGCUGCGGGAAAACCAUGGCGAGCGGCGGUCCGCUCAAGUUUUACACCGGUUUCCCGACGUAUUACGUUCGAAUCGCUCCGCACGCCAUGCUCACUCUGAUGGCGCUCGACGCGAUCCAAAAGUUCCAAAAAAAGAACGGAUUUUAAAUAAGCGAAGACUCCAGAGGCGCGCGGCGGCGCGAGUCGAGACGCUCGCUCGCAUUAUUCACGAACCCACCACAUUAAAUUACAUUUAAAGCUGAGUUGAGAAGAAGAAUAGUAGCGUUUAACAACGAUCAUCAGUACAUUUCGCG
This is a messenger RNA of Ostreococcus lucimarinus CCE9901, 1029 nucleotides long. Its product is annotated as MC family transporter: dicarboxylate/tricarboxylate. Gene Ontology annotation, molecular function: oxoglutarate:malate antiporter activity. The transcript has 2 exons. Lineage: Eukaryota; Viridiplantae; Chlorophyta; Mamiellophyceae; Mamiellales; Bathycoccaceae. The record is from RefSeq and is a predicted model, not a curated record. The coding region runs from base 2 to 883 and encodes 293 amino acids.